GUCUAAACUGGGACUGUUUUGAUUGUUUUUGGUAAUUCAAUCAUAAGUUUGAAAAAAUUAACGCAUUUAAUUUACUAAUUUAAAUAAAUAUGUCCGAAAAAAUUAGCACUUUUCCUCCAUGUCUACAACUAAUCUCCUGUUAUUGUUUUGUUUUUUUUUGAACAACAAAAAUUCCCCACAGCCCGUGAACGCAGCUUAAUGCGAGAGAACUUUUAUAUUGAGCCAGAUAUCACGUGACGGCAAAGCAGCAAUUCGAUUGGCUCAUAUCUUCCACGUGACAAUUAAGAAGGCGUGUGAUUGGCUCCUCGCCGCAUCCAUUCCAUUUUUUCCCGCAACAAACAAGUGUUGAAGUGUGACGGACUUUAUUUUAGCUGCGAAAAUGACGAAAAGAGCCUGUCCGUUCCCCGAAACCUUCUCCUCUCAGUACAAAGUACACAUAAGGCAACAGGAGCUCAACAACCUCGGCGUGUUUGGGAACCAAUACAGGCAGGAAACCUACGAGAAGACAAAGAACCUGCUCUUUAUGGGAGCCAAAGCUGUGAUGGGCAGACUCUGGACCGGAGAGGAGAAGUCCACGGACCCGCAGUCAGCAGGACCAGCGGAGACACCUUCAUGUAACCAGACCCUGCUGCGAGGACAGACACUCAUCGGACACGAUGGGAGACUGACGCGAGUCAACGCUGCAGCAGGUGCACCAGCGGCCCCUGCAGGCUGCUGUGUUUGUCAGAAGAGCCAAGGCUCCAGGACUCCGUGUUCCCAAUGUGACCGUCCAGUGUGUUCCUCCUGUACCCGACAGUGCUCGAGCUGCUCCAGCCUCUGCUGCUCUGUCUGCACCAUCAUAGAUUACAGCGGACAAUAUGAAGAGGUACUGUGCUGCAGCUGCUCAACAUAAAGGACUGAUCAGGAGUUUGUUUGACUAUGUAUCUAAUGUAUAUGUAGUUAACUCACAUGAGAUAUUACUAAAACUGCAUUUUAUACCUGUGAUGUUUUUUUUUAACGAUAUGAUCCAGAUCUUUAUUGUAUAUGUGUAUAUGUAUUCCCUUUCAAAGGUAACUGAAAUAAACUUGAACCAUUUUGUA
Messenger RNA from Hippoglossus stenolepis (Pacific halibut), 1079 nucleotides. It is a transcript of the gene siva1, whose product is annotated as SIVA1, apoptosis-inducing factor. Gene Ontology annotation, molecular function: CD27 receptor binding. Gene Ontology annotation, biological process: extrinsic apoptotic signaling pathway. The record is from RefSeq and is a predicted model, not a curated record. Bases 380 to 892 code for a protein of 170 amino acids. The transcript is spliced from 4 exons. Lineage: Eukaryota; Metazoa; Chordata; Actinopteri; Pleuronectiformes; Pleuronectidae.